GGCGGGACCACGUGUACGGUGUUGACGGUCAAAGUCCCUGGAAGCCCAAUUUCCGAGAUCGGUUGAGUUUUGAGAGAAAUAUUUAGAUCCGAGUCCCGCGAGUCUGCGAAUCGCCAAGCAUGAGCGCUCCAGGCGUGCUAUCCUUUACCCAGCAAAGCUGGGAGCAGGUGCUGGUCAAAGUGAAACGGUCUGUGGUCUACCUGGAUGCCGCCUGUGCCGAGAGCCUGCACUGGGGCUGCGGAUCCCUGCGGCUCCUGGAGGCGGUGGGGGUUCCUGCGUGUCACCUGCGGGAGUUCGAGCCCGAUGCACGUGGUGGAGGGACCGAGCAGCCCAAGGCGGUGUUCGUGCUGAGCUGCCUGCUGAAAGGCCGGACCGUGGAGACUCUGCGAGACAUCAUCCGCCGCAGUCACUUCCAGUACUGUGUGGUGGUCACAGCGGUGAGCCACGCUGUCCACCUCACCGCUAAUCAUGUGCCGGCAGCGGCAGCGGCAGAGCUGGAGGGGCAGCAGCCGGUCUUCCAGCAGCUGGAGGAGAAGCUCUGUGAGUGGAUGGGCAACAUGAACUACACAGCCGAAGUGCUACACGUCCCGUUGUUGCUCGCCCCUGUUGCUCCCCACCUGGCAUUGACUCCCGCCUUUGCGUCCCUUUUCCCACUUCUACCCCAGGAUGUGCAUCUCCUGAAUAGUGCCCGACCGGACAGGAGGAGGCUGGGAAGCUUGGGUGAGGUGGAUGCCACUGCUCUGACCCCGGAGCUGCUACUGCAGAUCAGAUGUCUGGUGUCAGGCCUCAGUUCUCUGUGUGAGCAUUUAGGAGUACGAGAGGAAUGUUUUGCUGUGGGUUCCCUAAGUCGGGUCAUCGCUGCAGAUCUAGCCAAUUAUGCCCCUGCCAAGAACAGGAAAAAAACUGCAGCGGGCAGGGCAUCAAUGGUCUUUGUGGACAGAACUCUGGAUCUCACAGGAGCGGUCGGACAUCAUGGAGACAACUUAGUAGAAAGGAUCAUCUCAGUGUUGCCCCAGCUCCCAGGCCACACCAACGAUGUGAUGGUCAGCAUGGUGGAGCUGACUGCACUCCAGGCGGAGGGAGAGGAUCACGGUGUGGUUGCACCAGGCUGUCUCGCACAGGCCAAUGACGCUGCAGCCCGAGCGCUGUGGGAAGCCUUGCUGAGCGCCCGGUACAAGGAGGCGCUGCUGGAGGCGCGCAGACGUCUGGUGGAGGCGGCCAGCAGGGAGAGCCUGCCCGUCAGGAUGAGCCUGGGAAGAGUCACGCCAGGGCAGCUCACAUCCUAUAUUCAGCUCUUCAAGAACAACCUCAAAGCUCUAAUGAAUCAUUGUGGGCUCCUACAGCUUGGGCUGGCCACAGCUCAAACUUUGAAACACCCGCAGAAUGCCAAGUGGGACAACUUUCUGGCUUUUGAAAGACUUCUUCUCCAGAGCAUUGGCGAGUCAGCAAUUCCUGUUGUGUUAAAUCAGCUAUUGCCCAUGAUCAAGCCUUCAAGUCAGCGUACUAGUGAUGACUACGGCCCCGAGGAGCUGCUGAUCCUCCUCAUAUACGUUUAUUCUGUCACUGGAGAGUUCACAGUGGACAAAGAUCUCGGCGAAGCUGAAGAAAAAGUGAAGAAAGCCUUGGCUCAGGUCUUCUGUGCAGAGUCUGAGCUGUCACCUUUGCUGCAAAAAAUCACAGGCCCUGGGGAGCUUGCUUGCUGUCAAAUUUCUGCAGUCCAGGGACGGAAGCCAGUGGCUGCCAUCCCAGGCUGCAACUCGUCAAUUAACCUGACAUUUCACAAAUCCAAAAUUGCCACAGAUGAACUCUUUUCUUCGCUGCGGGAUGUAGCCAGAGCUCGGAAUCUCAUGAAACAGUUUAAGUCUGUGUAUGUUCCUGGAAAUCAUACCCACCAGGCAUCCUACAAGCCAUUACUGAAGCAGAUUGUGGAGGAAAUAUUUAAUCCCGAGAAGCCAGACCCUGUUGAUAUUGAGCACAUGUCUUCAGGCCUCACUGAUCUCCUUAAAACUGGAUUCAGCAUGUUCAUGAAGGUGAGCCGGCCCCAUCCCAGCGACCAUCCCUUCCUGAUCCUCUUCGUGGUGGGCGGAGUCACCGUCUCUGAAGCCAAAAUGGUCAAAGACCUCGUGGCAUCCCUGAAGCCAGGAACCCAGGUAAUUGUGCUGUCCACACGACUCCUGAGGCCACUUAACAUUCUUGAGCUGUUGUUUGCAACUGACCGACUGCAUCCAGACCUGGGCAUCUGAGCACCUGCUAAGAAGAUAAGAACUCCCCGCUGAAAUACCUAUACUCUCGUCUGUCACCAUUCCAGAUACGCCUCCCAAACCAGCAUCCCUGUCACUAAUUGCUGGUACGAGUUCUGCCCAAAGGGUCCCGAUCACCACACAGGGAGGUACUUCACUUGCAUUGCUGCGGUUCUU
Messenger RNA from Nycticebus coucang (slow loris), 2417 nucleotides. It is a transcript of the gene SCFD2, whose product is annotated as sec1 family domain containing 2. The record is from RefSeq and is a predicted model, not a curated record. The transcript has 10 exons. Gene Ontology annotation, biological process: intracellular protein transport; vesicle-mediated transport. The coding region runs from base 120 to 2243 and encodes 707 amino acids. Lineage: Eukaryota; Metazoa; Chordata; Mammalia; Primates; Lorisidae.